Messenger RNA from Carassius gibelio (silver crucian carp), 8321 nucleotides. Its product is annotated as inaD-like protein. The record is from RefSeq and is a predicted model, not a curated record. Gene Ontology annotation, molecular function: protein binding. Lineage: Eukaryota; Metazoa; Chordata; Actinopteri; Cypriniformes; Cyprinidae. The transcript has 49 exons. Bases 290 to 6112 code for a protein of 1940 amino acids.
CAACAAACUCCUCCAGUGUAACGCCAUGUUGAACUGUCACGUGACUGACGGAGCUCUUAAAGAAACAGUGCACUAGAUUCUCCGCACACAUAGCGUGUGAGACUCGCUCAGGUGUAAACACACGCGAACAGACAAAACAGGACUCAAUCUCAGCCCUAAACACUAUUUGGAAUGCUGGAUUGUGUUUUGUGAGGGAUUCCAAAUCGACAGAGGUUUGAUUCAACCUCAAAACCAAGUGCAUGGGCGAAUAUUGUAGAUCAAUCUGCACUGAAUUUCCAAGAUAACGACAAUGUAUGAGAACGUACCGACAGUGUCUGCUUCCGAGCGGCAGCAGGUGCUCCAGGCUUUGGAAAGACUUCAGUCCAAGCUCGUGCAGAGAGAAGAGUGGACCCACAGCGACAGGCUCGGCGCGCUGAAGGAAGCCCUGCAGAGCCCUCUGUUCGGCCACAUCCUCACCCUGCAGCACUCCGUCAAACAGCUUAAAGACCAGUUAAACAGCUUGCCGCCGGACACAUGCACUGAGUUCAGUUUCUCCAGGAAGGGCCAGCUGAUCGUCAGUGCGAGUCGUCCGUCCAGCAGCCUGGGAUCCGUGGUGUCUAACGGUACAGCUGCGACUAACGCAUCUUCUGAGCAGCUUCAGAGAUGGAUACACGCGGCCGCAGUGGGAAGGAAGACGGAGCUCAUCAGCCUGCAGAAGCCGUUAUCUGGAGGUUUGGGUUUCAGUGUGGUGGGCCUGAGACCAGAGGGGGUGGGCAGUCAUGGUGUGUUCGUCAGACAGGUGCAACAAGGGAGCGUCGCAGACAGGGAUGGAAGAUUGCAGGAGAAUGAUCAGAUUCUGGCGAUUAAUGGGAUUCCUCUGGAUCAGAGCGUGACGCAGCAGCAGGCCAUUGCUCUUCUUCAGCAACAGAAAGACCGAGUGGAGCUGGUGGUGGCCAGAGACACAGCGGCCAAACCCCAACUCUCUACAUCUGGACCCAUUCAGACGGAUCAGUGGGGACACGUGGAGGAGAUCGAGCUGGUGAAUGAUGGCUCCGGCCUGGGAUUUGGGAUUGUUGGAGGCAAGGCAACAGGAAUGGUUGUCAGGACCGUGUUGCCAGACAGCGUGGCCGAUAAGGACGGGAGGCUGAGAACAGGUGACCACAUCCUGCGGAUCGGUGACACGUCCACUCGGGGUCUGGCCAGUGACCAGGUGGUGCAGGUGCUGCAGGCCUGCGGGACACAUGUAAGGAUGUUGAUUGCACGAGACCCUCUGGUGGCGACCCAGCCUCCUCCUCCACCUCCACCUGCCCCCGCCAUGGCUCCCGUCACUUCUCUGCCACCUCCACCUCCUGUGCCAUCCCGCAGGGGCAGCAAAACGCCAAAUUUGGAGGGCUUCGAAAUCCAUGAAGUUGCGUUAAAAAAGAAGGAAGGCCAGAGCCUCGGGAUCUCUGUAAUCGGACACAACGCUUUGACCACUAAGGAUGCGAUGGGGGUCUUCGUGAAGAACGUGGUUCCAGGCAGCGCCGCUGAGCAGAGCGGGAAAAUCCAUGUCCACGACAGGAUAAUAGCUUUGGAUGGCGUGAACCUCCAGGGAUUCACCAACCAGGAAGUGCUGGAAGUAAUGAAGCGGACAGGAGAUAUCGUACACCUUACCCUCAUUAGGAAGAUCAACUCGCCCAUGAGGACAGGCGUAGAAAAAUCACUAGAUAAAGUCCAGAGAGAGUCGUCGCGCGUGUCUCUGAAGAGAUCGUCUGAGAUCAAGGCACGGGCGGAUGUUCAGAGGGGCUCUGUGGUUGAGUCUAUGGACCCUGCUCUGAGUGGGAUCAAACAACAGCUGCAGGGGAAAAUGCAAGAGCCAGCCCCGCUGACGGAGAUGGAGCUUCGUGUUAAAUGGGAACAGGCUCUUGGUCCACAUUACGAUGUUAUGGUUGUACAGCUUGACCCUGUCAUAGAUGAUGAUAUUGAGCUGCAGAAGUACUCCAAGCUUCUCCCAAUACACACAAUGCGCUUGGGCGUGGAACUAGACUCUUUUGAUGGACACCACUACAUUUCCACAGUGGCUCCUGAGGGUCCAGUAGCAAAACAUGGACUGCUUCGACUAGAGGAUGAACUUCUGGAGGUGAAUGGCGUGCAGUUGUAUGGGAAGUCCAGACGAGAGGCUCUUGCGUUCCUCAGAGAGGUUCCUCCUCCCUUUACUUUGGUUUGCUGCAGACGCUUCGCGGAAGAAGGCAGCGAAUACCACCCUGAAUCUGAAGAGUGGCACUCAUCCAGCCCCUCAGUCAGCCUACAGGAGCAGAUUGAGAAUAACCUCUCCAUGUUUGCCAAAGAUACAAAUCUACGUGACAGCAUGAGGGAAGAGUUUCAGGCAUCAGCAGUGGAGCAAAGAGUUCACGAUAAAGAAGAGCCCCUAGAGCCAGGUGACCCUGAGAGAGAGCAGAUGGAUGAGGAGAAGGAUGAUGAUGAUGAAGAAGAUGAAAGUGAACUAGCUCUGUGGUCUCCAAAUGUGCAGGUGCUAGAACUAGAGAAAGGAGAGCGAGGUCUUGGCUUCAGCAUACUAGACUAUCAGGACCCUCUGGAUGUUGCACGCUCUGUGAUUGUCAUCCGCUCUCUGGUGCCUGGAGGGGUGGCGGACAAUCACGGGGGGCUCCUCCCGGGUGACCAGCUGGUUUUCGUCAAUGACACUCAUCUGGAAACAUGCUCUCUGGCCCAGGCGGUAGAGGUCCUCAAAUCUGCUCCGCCUGGGAGAGUCUACCUUGGAAUCAGGAAACCACUGGUGGCAGAGGUCAAAGGUAGUGGGCAGCAGUCCUCUUGGGCUGUAGAGGGCGCUGAUGAGCAAACAACAGCAAAGCAUUCCGUCACUCCAUCUAUGCAAGAGGACUUUGGAAAUGGCUCGGUCUUAUCUGACGACCUGGAUGAGGAGCCAGAGCUUAUCCUGGACGCUGAGCCCCGCUACACCUCUCCCCUCACCACCAUUGGCGUCCUGCCCGUCCUGGAGCGAGAGAUGGCUGUAGAUGAGGAUGAUGAAGAGCAGGAGAUGGACACCAUGAAGGACCAAGGGAGCUCCAAGGUCAAGGGCGACAGUCUGCCUUCAUACUUGAGUGUUAAGACUCGCUCCUGGGAAGAGCCAACACCAUCCAGCCCCUACAAGUUCAACAAUCAACCAGAUGCACAAGAACAGUUUCCAGAGGUGGAUGAUGAGCUUUGCACAAGCUUUGAGAAGAUUCAGCUGCAGCUCCCGCAAAUUCCCCUUAGUCAGUCUGCCACAUGGAUCGAGGCAGCAGACAGCGAGGCAGACUCAGAGCUUACCUUGACCGACACAGACACAGAAACUGCACAGCGCACUUCCUCUUGCAGCAGGAAGAGAAGAAAACAGGGGCCUGCCGGUUCAAUGAGAGAAGGCCACAGUGAUCUGCCUGAAAGAGAGGAGGGAGAAGGUGAGGAGACACCUGCGUUCAGUCACUGGGGUCCCCCACGCAGAGUGGAGGUGUGGCCAGAGCCGCAGGAGUCUCUGGGUAUCAGUAUAGUGGGCGGCCGCACCGUUAUAAAGAGGCUGAAGAACGGAGAGGAACUGAAGGGCAUUUUCAUCAAACAGGUGCUGCCAGACAGCCCAGCUGGACGCACGGGUGCCCUUAAAACAGGAGACAAGAUCUUACAGGUUUGUGGAGUGGACUUGCAGAAUGCCAGCCAUGAGGAGGCAGUACAGGCUAUCAAAGCGGCGUCCAGUCCCGUGGUCUUCGUCGUGCAGAGCCUGUCCUCCACUCCACGGCCUGUUUCAGUGAUGGCCUCCAGCAUUAGACAGCACAAGGCUAAGAGGAAAGAAGCCCAGCAGAAAGCAGGACAGACCAGCGGCCCUCCACCCAUGCGCCUCCCCCCACCCUACAGACCCCCCAGCCAAGUGCAGGAGGAGGAGCAGCAGGAGGAAGAAAGUGAGGAUGAAGAUGAGGAGCAAGCUAAAGAGGUGAUCAGGCAGAGGUAUGCGGAUCUGCCAGGAGAGCUGUUGAUCGUGGAACUGGAGAAAGAUCGGAAUGGCUUGGGCCUCAGUCUGGCCGGGAACAGGGAUCGCUCCUGCAUGAGCAUCUUCGUGGUGGGGAUCACCGUCGGAGGACCGGCCAGCCGAGACGGGCGCAUCAAAGUGGGCGACGAACUGUUGGAGAUAAACAACCAGGUGCUGUACGGCAGGAGCCACCAGAAUGCAUCGGCCAUAAUAAAAAGCGCCACUUCAAAGGUCAAACUUGUCCUGGUCAGGAAUGAAGAUGCUAUCAAUCAAAUGGCUGUCGCUCCUUUUCCUUCCCAGGCUUCCUCAUUCUACUCCAGUGAGAAUACGGCAGCAGCUCCGGCUCCGGCUCCGGCUCCGGCUCCGGCUCCGGCUCCGGCUCCGGCUCUGGCUCUGGCUCCGGCAGAGAAGCCACAGCCGCCCCAGAGCCUCCCUCUGAGCAGAAGCUCACCCGAGCCGCCACUAAUCAAGGAUCAACCCAGCUUGGUGCCGAUUGUGAGCUCCACGCAGACAGAUCAGGUGCACAAGACCUUCAGAGAUGCAGAGUCAACCUUAAAGAAGCUGAAACCUUCAGAGAAAAUAUUGGAGUCUCCAAGUGAACAGUCACCCAAGCCUCUUGUGGAGCAGAUCACCAGUCUUCCCAAAAUCCAGAGGAAUUCCACCACACCCUCAGCAGGUUCUGUGGAGGUCACGUCCCCCGGAUCAUCCGUGCCAGAGUCCGGCACCAGCCCUGACUUCGAGUACUGCAGCAAAGACCCUGCUACAUGUCCCAUAGUUCCAGGACAAGAGACGGUUAUUGAGAUUUCUAAAGGCCGGUCUGGACUGGGUCUCAGUAUAGUUGGUGGCAAAGAUACCCAGCUGGAUGCUAUAGUGAUUCAUGAAGUGUACGAGGAGGGGGCGGCGGCGCGGGACGGUCGACUCUGGGCCGGAGAUCAGAUUCUUGAGGUGAAUGGUGUGGAUCUGCGCAGUGUGGCUCACGAAGACGCAAUAGCUGCUCUACGGCAAACACCGGCCAAAGUACGGUUGACAGUUUUGCGUGAUGAGGCGCAAUACAGGGACGAGGAGAACCUCGACAUGUUCCGCAUUGAACUUCAGAAGAGAACCGGACGCGGGCUGGGUCUGAGCAUUGUUGGGAAGAGGAAUGGUAAAGGUGUGUUUAUCUCCGAUGUGGUGAAGGGCGGAGCGGCAGAUCUGGAUGGCAGACUGAUGCAGGGCGACCAGAUCCUGUCUGUGGAUGGAGAGGACAUGAGACAGGCCUCACAGGAGACCGUCGCCGCCAUUCUCAAGUGCGCCAGGGGCAAGGUGCUGUUGGAGCUGGGCCGACUGAAGGCUGCCUCCUGGAUCUCUUCCAGACGCACCUCCCAGGGAAGUCAGAUGAGCCACUUGAGCGGCAACAGCAGCACCCCAACCCCCACGGCCCCUGCUGUGGCCCCGCCCCCUUCUCAAACCCUCAACAAUAACAGCCAAAACAUCACCGAGCCCAACAGCAUAAGCACAGGGACAGAGCCAGGCGUUCGCACAGUGGAGAUCAUACGGGGUCCCACCGAUGCUUUGGGUGUGAGUAUAGCGGGUGGUAAGGGCAGUCCGCUGGGCGACAUCCCCAUUUUCAUCGCCAUGAUCCAGGCCAACGGUGUGGCUGCCAGGACACAUCGCCUCAAAGUAGGUGACAGGAUUGUGAGCAUCAACUCUCAGUCUCUGGAUGGCUUGACUCAUGGGGAUGUCGUAAAUAUGCUGAAGAAUUCUUAUGGCACCAUCGUCCUCCAGGUGGUUGCUGACACCAACAUCAGUGCUAUAGCCAAUCAGGUGGAGAGUCUGUCCAGUAGCUCCGCCCCAAGCACCAAUCCAGAGGUCCGGCCGGUGGAACCAGAGACGCCCAAGCCAAAGACCAUCACUCUGGAGAAGGGCUCAGACGGGCUGGGCUUCAGCAUCGUGGGUGGCUUUGGGAGUCCACAUGGAGAUCUUCCUAUCUACGUCAAAACCGUGUUCAGCAAGGGGGCAGCGGCGGUGGACGGGCGUCUGAAACGUGGUGACCAGCUGCUGUCGGUCAAUGGAGAGAGUCUGGAGGGCGUCACACACGAGCAGGCCGUGGCCAUACUGAAGAAGCAGCGGGGAAGCGUCACGCUGUCCGUCCUCUCCUAACAAACACACUAAAGUCUACAUCCACUGCAAAACACACACACUGCAUUCACACGUCCAUUAUUUGGCCGCCUUACUUCCUGAUAUGGAGAUGGUUUGCACUCGAUCGUUUAAACUCCGCCCUGUUACUGUAUGUCCACCUGGUCUCCAAAUCAAUCCGAUAAAUACUUAUAAAGGGAAAUUACUGUAUCGUCUUUGUCUUAGACACAGACGUGUAGCCUCUCCACCGGUGAGCAGGUGAAUUAUGGGGCAAUAUUAGAGAAGCUUAUUUAGAUGAAAUGAGUGCUGGUAACUCAAGACCAGGAGGAAAAAUUUAAGUACAACACACACUAACACACGCAAUUUGUUUGUAAUGAUCUUUUCAGUCCACAUACAAUAACUUCUAAUGUUGGUGUCUUGAUCUUUUGAUUUAAAACAAUAUGUUCAUGACCUACUGACAAACCCUAUUUACAAAAAAUCUGAGGAAUUGUUUGUAGUAGAUGAAUUUAUGGAUGAGCGUUAAUAAGGGAUGACAGAUGUGCCUUGGGCAGAUCAGAUCGUGAUGGGAUGGUUUUAGUUAGUAUUAGAUAUAGCAUCAUUUCAAUCAGGUUCUUUACAUUGCAGGGUAGCUUUGUGAAUAUUUCAAGAAAUAGUUCAUCAAAAGAUGAAAAAAAAAAAACAUCUCUGAUGUUGCUCCGAACCUGUAUUACUCUUUUUUUUCUGUGGAGCUUAAAAUUAGAUAUUUUGUGAAAUGUUCACGCUGCUCUCUUCCAUACAAUGAAAGUGGAUGGGGACUGGAGUUUUUUUUUUUAUUCAGAAAUGCCAAAAAUAACCAUAAAAUAUGACCAAAUUGUUCAUAUGACAAGUUUGAUGUGACGGAUGAAUUGAAAUUGAAGUCGAUUUUCACUUGCAGUCUUCCCUGUGAGUAAAAUUUCAGACAAUUCUUCACACAAAGGUAUUAAUGUUAGUCAUUUGUCAUGACAGAUUUUAUGUGGAACAUAGUAGUGGAUGUUUUGCUGAAUAUUCACACUACUCUUUUCCAGAAAAUAAAAAUGAGACAGAUAUUUUAGAAAUUUAGAAAUGACAUUAUAACAAUAUAAGAAUUGUAGUUUUGCAUGAGGAAUGAUUAUCACUUAAACUCUUCGCUGAAAUAAACAUUUCAGGCAAAUUUUCAUACAAAGCUAUUAUUUUAAGUCGUUCUCACUUAAAAUCUUUCUCCAAAAUUCGUAAAAUUCUUUACACAGAGCGAUUAUUUUCCUUCAGGAGUUUUAUUCACUUUCUUUGUAUGCAAAAGAGCAACCUUAAAAUUCUGUUCUUAGCUAAAUAUCUCCUUUUAGAUUCCAAAAUAAGUCAUAUAGGUUUGGAAUUACAUAAAUGAUGACAAUUUUAAUUUUGGGGAGAACUAUUCCACUCUAUUAUGUUUCUAUGGUGUAUUGGAAUUCACAGAAAUGCAUAACAUAGUUUUUUUUUUUUUUACAUUUGUGUAAUUCCAUUUGUAAUUAAUUUGCACACGUCUAUCAUUUCAUUGUGAAUAUGUAAUUUAUUUCCUUUUUUAGGAUGUUUUUGCAUCGCUUUUGUCUUUUAGAAAAGGUCUGACACAUCUUGUUUGAGACUGUGUGUGUCUGUGUGUCACAAUAUGAGGAUAUCCUGUGUCAGCCUCUCUCCUAGAGGAAGUGUAGCAGGCUCUUCAGAGACUAUCAGGGCUCUCCAGGCUGUAGACAGCGCGUGGAAACCUUGUCCAGUCCGUCUCUUCCACCAAGCACAUCCUCAUAUGAUGCCUCUUGAAUUUUUGUGCCACGUGGACGGUGUGUUGUGAGCUGUCCAGCACUAUGUCCCUUUAAAAAGAUGUCCUGUAUCUCCUAUGCCUGUCUUCCCCUUUCUCCUUAAAAGAAUAAUAAAAUGCAACGCUCCAAUCUGCUACCAUCAGCUAGAUCUUUACAUUUGGGCUGUGAACCACAGAAAAUGGCUUGAAUCAUGUUAAAACUUCAACUCGCCCUCAGAUGACUCGAGUAGUAACACCUUUUGAUCAGCCAUUUUUCUGUCGGUGUAUUGUUUUUAAAGUCAAAAGAAACCAUUUAGUUAAAUUCAUACACAAGAUACAGAUCUAAGCCUGAAAUAAAGCUGAUUUCUUAACAUUUGCAAAACAAACAAGUGCUCAUUAUGGUCUUUGACUUUAUUUUGGACAAGUAGAAUUUAUCGAAAGUGACAAAAAAUAAAGUUAUUUUCAUUUUAA